Molecule: messenger RNA, 6499 nt
Organism: Misgurnus anguillicaudatus (oriental weatherfish)
Lineage: Eukaryota; Metazoa; Chordata; Actinopteri; Cypriniformes; Cobitidae
Source: RefSeq, a predicted model, not a curated record
UGUUGACAUUAGACCGCUGAGCUUGGCGAAGUAGGUGACACGGAUUUCAUUGUUUCCUAAUAUCCACUCGAACUUGGUUUAUUUAAGGUUAUUCGGUAAAAACUACCAUCGCGUGGAUACUUUAAAACGAUUGUCGACAUAUAGUGAGAUUUUUUUUGUCUUUAUAGGUUUACGUAUAAAUUUUAAGGGAGCUAUUUCGUUAGCUCUCUUGGCAAAAUGGCGGCGAACACAGCGCAGCAAGCACCGACACCGAGCUGGCCAUAUGGAGCGAAUUCAAGUGGUGAUAACCCAGCCCACGAGAACCCAGAAUGGGAGAAGGCCCGACAGGCUUUAGCCUCUAUCACUAAAAGUCAGAAUUCGGCAAAGACCGCACAAACUAAUCAGCCCAACCAACCGCCCGGGACGUAUCCAACAACCAUUACAGACUCUUCAGCAAUGCAACAACAGCAGCAGUACUAUCAACAGUGGUAUCAGAGCCAGCAACAGUAUGCUGGAUAUCCAUAUCCAUAUAACUACUACUAUCCUAUGCCACCGUAUGGAGGAGCAUAUCCUCCCGGACAGUAUGGCGUUCCAGGGACUUACCAGGCACCCACUACACCCACUGGAGCUCCCUCUUCCAUGCCUGUAAUGGAAGAUCAGUCCUCCAGUUAUUCCUCCCAACCCAAGCCCCCUACUCCAACAACCCCUCAGCCACCCUCCCAAAGCCCUACAUCCUCUGACCAGCCCCCUCCCCCUCCUCCACCCUCUAUACCUCCCCCACCCAAUGGUCAGUACACACCAACUCCUUCCCAGACCCCCUACAGUCCUAAUGGAGCAAUGCCAUACAGUCCAACUGAUUCGAACUCGAUGCGAAGCUACAGUCAAGGGCAGGUUCGGCCUUCGUACCAGGGUUACCAAGCUUCAGGAUUUCAGCCUUCCCAGCAGCAGGGUCCAGGUCAAGGGGCAUACGGAGGUGCAAGCAGGAUGGAUGGCAACAAAAAAUCUAACCUUCCCAAUAUGAACAUGGGUGGCCAGCAGUUGUGGCAGCGCAUGAAACAGGCUCCUGGAGCAGGUGCUGUUAAAUUUAAUAUAUCAAAACGUCCAUAUGUUACGGCCAAUCAAAGCUUUGCUUCAGGCGAGCAGUCCUCUGUACAGGGUUUGCCCAACGUGUCUACCACAGCGACACCUGGAUCUGCGACUGCAACAUCUACCGUUACAGCAGCAACGGCCCAAGCUCGACCUCAGGACUGGCCACAGGCCAUGAAAGAGUAUGUGCAGCGCUGCUUUACAGCCUGUGAAUCUGAAGAAGAUAAGGAUCGUACAGAAAAAGUGCUAAAAGACCUUCUGCAGUCCAGGCUACAGGAUGGCUCUGCUUACACCAUUGACUGGACUAAAGAACCUCUCCCAGAUCUGAAGCCCAAGCUGUCUCGCUGGGAAGCAGUUCCUCAACGCUCUCAGGAGAAUGCUGUCGGGAGAGGUGGAGCCACUCGAGGUAGGGGCGGGCCCAGGCUGGGUAAUUAUAGAAAUGUAUUCUCUCAAAGAAGCCCCUCUUCCAGCUCAUCCCGAUCCUCGUCACGAUCACCCUCCCCUCACAGCCGAAACCGAGACAGGAGUCGACAUCACAGUGACUCAGGCUCUCAGUCAGAUAACAGCAUGUCAAAUGAUGCUCGAUUCCUACUGACCCGACGGCAACAAAAGGGUGGACGAGGCCGUGGUGCAGAAAGAGGUCGAGGGGGAGAGAGAGGCAGAGGAAGAGGCAAAGCAAAUAGAGGGCGGAGAAAUAUGGAAGAGGCAGGCAUUGGUAUUGGUAAGAAGCGCAAAGGUGGUAAUGCUGGUCUUGACUUUCACGACCCAAAUCGCGAAGCCAAGAAGCAAAGCCGGGCUGCACGCUUCCACACUAAACUGCGCACUGAGCCUCUGGUAUUAAACAUUAAUGUAUUCGACGUGCCCAACGGGACCCAGGAAGGGCUCAGUUGGGAUGAUUGCCCCAUUGUUGGCACCUGCCAGGACAUCACCAAAAAUUACCUGCGUCUUACCUGCGCCCCUGACCCUUCAACUGUUAGGCCUGUUCCUGUAUUGCGAAAGUCUCUAGUUGCGGUUAAAGCUCAUUGGAAAACCAGUCAAGAUUAUUUGUAUGCAUGUGAACAAAUGAAAUCAAUACGCCAGGACCUUACUGUUCAAGGUGUGCGUACAGAGUUCACAGUGGAGGUGUAUGAGACACAUGCACGAAUUGCUCUUGAAAAGGGCGAUCACGAAGAAUUCAACCAGUGCCAAACCCAGCUGAAGGCUCUGUAUAAAGACUGUCCUUCAGACAACGUAGGAGAAUUCACAGCUUACAGAAUUAUCUACUACAUCUUCACUAAGAACUCUGGAGACCUGACAACAGAACUUGUGUACCUGACCCCUGAGCUUCGCGCUGACCCGUGUGUAGCCCACGCUCUUGAGCUCCGUACAGCUUGGGCACUUGGAAACUUCCACCGGUUUUUCAAAUUAUAUCGGCAAGCUCCACGUAUGGCCUCUUACCUUAUUGACAAGUUUGUGGAGCGUGAAAGGAUGCAGGCUUUGAGGGCCAUUAUCAAAACGUUCAGGCCCUCUGUGCCGGUGGAGUAUGUGCAGUCCAGCUUGGCCUUUCCAGAUUUAGACACAUGUUUAGCAUUUCUAACAGGGCUUGGGGUUACAUUCACCCCCUCUGACCCUAGCAAAAUAGAUUGUAAAGUCAGCUCAACAUGUUUGUCCACCUCCUAAUAUGGGGAAAAGGGGGAGGGCCAUUCUCACCUUAAAAAUUACAGUACAGAGCUUAUAAAGACAGACUUUAGGGACCAUAUAUACACAAUCAGAUACACCCACAGUUUACAGCUGAUUAGUUUAGAAAGGGGAAUUCUGAUUUUGUUUUUUUAACUCUUGUAGAGUCAUGGACUUUCUGACAGAUGGACAGUUAAUAGAUCUGUGAUCCACUUUACAGAUACACUCACUUAGGUGCCAUUUUAAAACCCACUAUAGCCUUCUCACCCAGCCCAUUAGUAUUUCCUACUCACCAGUGAUUUCAUUGGCUACUUUAUUCCUUUAAACAACAUAACACGGCAAAGAUCUUACCUGAGCAGUUAGAAUAAGACCGAUUCAGGCCGCUGGAAGGUCUCCCACAUCAUAGACCUCAAAACAUUUUUAACCUAACAGUGUUGUGUGUUCAUGUUUUUUUCCUCUCAAGCAAACAGCCAGAAAUCUCAAAACAAGAAGGUUAAGGAAGAAGAUUGAAUAUAAAGUGAGGCGGUUUACACAUGCCAUCUCAUCCAGUCUGUGUUAAGUCGCAGUGUAAGAUGCAAGAUGUCUGAACCAAAACAACCCAGGUGUCAUGUUUGAUGAACUUUUUAAGUGAGCUUUGCGGCAUACCUGUGAUUUAGGAAGAAGAGGAUGGUUUGUAUCUUUCCCCUUGCCUAAGAUGUCUUCAGUAAGUCGGUGGAGGUGCUCUGUUAGUUUUCCAGCAUCUUUAAUCGUCAUGCUUACACGUUAAGAUUUGGACUGAGAUAUCACAAGAACCCACUGAGAGAUUCAAGUCGACCUGAAAUCGAAUCACCCAAAGAUCCUCUCUCGAUCUUCCCUCAACACCCAAGGAGUGCAGCUAGAUGCAAUGGCUGCAGCAUUUCAGUGACUCACAAAUUUGAACCCCGCCCCUGCUGUAAUCCCAGGCCAGAUGUUUUAAAGUCCAGGUCUAACAGCGAUAAGUUUGACCACCAGCAGCGAUCCACCGGAAGGCCGAGUCCCCAUCACUCAACAUGGAUGGUCCUGUGUUCAUCAUGCAUUAAGCCUGACCAGGUCUUGAAGGAAAAUCAAGAGUAGUUUCGUAGCAAAAUGGCUGAUGUCUCUUCUCCAGAUGGUGAUGUCAACUAGUUACCUAAACCUUGUGUGGCAAGUUCUAUCCCGCAGGUGUUUGGAAAUGCAUGGGUUUGUAUGGCUGUGUCUCCUUGUGCGAUGUCCACAUAAAAGAUGAAUGCGUGUGUGUGGCCGGUAAGAAGGACUUGAUUUCUUGCAAAAUCUCAUCAUCUCUUCUGCUGAGGUGUUGAAGUAAAUCAUUUUUCAUCUAUCAUAAAUGUCAUUUUGUAAUGAGCAUCAUCAGCAAAAUUGAAGUAUUAGUGACACCAAUCACCUGUACUAGGACUCAUUUACAUGCAUUACUGUGCAGCAGUAAGUCAAAGAUUUAUACAUUAUAGCAAUUUCACAAAGUGAAAGAUGGAUAAUCUAUUGCUCCAAGAUCUGUAACGGACUUGAUAUUUGUGGCUUUGCAGUCGUCAUACAGAUAAAAACUCGCCUUUUUAGCAUUUUCGAUGGGAAAUUCAACAUUUAUUUAAUGACCUACCAGCAUAGAUCGGGUUUAGGAGCUUUGCUUGGAGAGGUUAAAAGCAGAAUACGUCCCUGACACCUCAUUGGUGAAUUGUGUACAUAUGUUGAAUGUAAAUAAUGUACAUACUAAGAUUUAUUUUUCUUUAUAGUACUUUGGUUUCAUUGUUUUUGUUUGUUCCAUGGUAAGUGUCUCUUUGAUCCAUACAGAAAGUUUGAUGGCCGUUUUUAAAGUUUAUAGUUUUUUGUUUUUUUGCGGAGCGUACUCAUUGGUUUGCAGUUUGGUGUGAAUAAGUGAUUAUUAUAAAAUGCUAUUUCAUGUCUAGGGAAGCCCGACAUUUCAGAAUUAAUUUUCCAUGUUAUAUGAAGAAGUUGAGCAUUUUGUGAAUUUGGAAUAUGCCAAAUCUUUCUCUUGUUGAUCAUUACUAAAUAGUCCUUGGGAGUGAUACCUCUUUUUUUUGACGACUUAAGUCUUUUUUGUUCUUCACUUCCUCCGACUACCUGUAACUUAUUCAUUUUUGUUCAUCAAUGUUUCUCUUAUGAAUAAUCCCCCAGAUUUUUUGCCACCAUGAUGACUUCAACAAAACCCUUAGUAGUUUGUGAAUAGACACACAAGUAUAUACACAACAAGAAAAAGAUUUGGUUUAGGCACAAGUGAGGACACUGUUUUGUUUUACUAUCUGCAGGCCUGAUUACAUUGAUGCUUGGCAAACAUUUCACUUUUCUAGAGUAUGUUAAAGUUUAAUUUUCUUUGGACACUUGUAUUUGCAAAUGAAUUAAUUGUUAUGAUAAUUCUUGUUGACUUAAAAAUGACAUUGCAUUCUGUUCUCUCCUCCUUACCUUAUAUUUUAACCCCUCCCACCCCCUGUCCUCUCUCUCUCUUCCUGCACUCCCUCAUUACCAGAUUCUCUUUCUUUUCUUGCAGUCCUGCAAAAUUGGAGCAAAGCAAGAGAUGAGCAGAUGAGAGCAAAACUUUUCCAGAGACACACUGGAAAUGGGCAUUGAGACAUCCAGACAUCAGCUUUAUUGAGUCUUCAUUAUGCUUGUCUGAUGCUUCUGUCACAUUGAGGAGAGCUUGGUGAUUUCAAUUUGCAAUAUUUCCCCUUUGAUUCUAUUUUACACUAAACUUAAUCUUAUGAAUAAAGGAACAAACACUUGCCUAAUGUCAGUUUCUGUUUUAGUUAACAUUUAGUAUAGUUUUGUAUCGAUAUGUUUGGGUAUGUCUUGUGUCCAUUCUAAUUAACAUUGCUGGUUUUAUCAAUGAUUUUUUUUUUUUUUUUGACUGCUUAAGCAUUUAUUUUGUUUUCUUUUUUGCUUUUGUUUGUUUUGUUGGCUUUCAUUUUUUUUCUUGUGUACACUAAAUGGGUUUGAAUUUGUAUGUUGCUGUAGAAUGGCAAUGUAGACAUACCUGGACAUACAUUUUUAAGUUUUGUAAAUCCAAUAUGCCAUAACAAAAGUCGAUUAAGCAGUCAUGGUAUAAAAGCAGUUUGGUGAAAUCCUCAAAGCUCUCAAAGUUAUCAGUUUUUAUUGAGAAUAAAAUGUUGACAUUUUGCCCCUAAUGCAUGUUAGUUGAAUUUUGGCCUUUAAAGCUGUAUUGCUCUCUCAAACAAUGUUAAUCUGAAUUAUUUUUUUUUCCAUGAAAUGUGUAUUUGGCUAUUCUGAUAUUGCAGUUGUGUAAUUUUCUUUCCAGCAGUUAUUACUCACAGUACCAUCAGUCUCCUCAAAUAUUGCUUGUCCUCUUCCUUACACCCGUAAUUUAUUUAAUCUUUUUCCUGCAUCAACUCUCUGCUUCUCUGCUUAUAUUUUUGCUUCUUGUAUUUAGAUUUGGCUCGGUGUAUAUCAUGGUCUCUCUCACGAGUAAUUCUGUUAAUUGCCUCUGCUUUGUUUCAUAAUUCUCUUUCCCACUUUUCUUUUCCCUUUCUAAAUGUUUCUCCUCUAUCUCCCUAUUUCUUUCUCUUUGUGUCAUGUUGUAUAUUGCGAUGUUGUGGUUGUAGAUUGGUUAUAUGUGCUCAGUGCUUGGCAGUAAGUAUUUCCACAGGAAUGUGCUUGUUACCGUUUCUCUUACAGCUCACCACUGAAAGUCCUAAAAUCAUAUACAUUGGAGUUUAUGAAUUUACUGCCUUUUGUAAAUAUUAAUUUGUACAUAAUGAACCUACUGAUCUUGAGAAAAAAUAAAGUUAAAAUCUAA